AUGUUAAUUAAUACGUCUAAGUGUGUUUUUGGUGCUCGAGAAGUAUCUUUUUUGGGAUAUCACAUCUCGGCAUCAGGCACCAAACCACUAGACACUAAAGUUGAAGCCAUAAAAAACUUCCCAUUGCCCACCAAUGUUCGUCAACUUCGACGAUUUCUGGGCAUGGUCAAUUUUUAUAGGCGAUUUUUACCACGUGUUGCAGAAAUACAAGCACCGCUUAACGCCUUGUUGACAGGCGUAAUAAAGAAUAAUCAGCCUAUUACAUUAUCUGGUGAGUCUUUAAAUGCAUUUAAAACAUGCAAAGAAAGCCUUUCUGAGGCUGCGUUAUUAGCACAUCCAGAUUGCCAAGCAAAAUUGGCUUUAGUCACUGAUGCUUCGGAUAAAGCAAUUGGAGCUGUCCUACAGCAGUUAAAAGAAGACGUAUGA
Molecule: messenger RNA, 426 nt
Organism: Parnassius mnemosyne (clouded apollo)
Lineage: Eukaryota; Metazoa; Arthropoda; Insecta; Lepidoptera; Papilionidae
Source: the annotation of a GenBank genome assembly